UUCAGCCUGCCCAGGCAGGCAGGCACAAGGUGAAGACUCGCUUGCCAACCCCUCCUCCCUGCCUUUGUUCUUUCCUGCCCCGUGGACUUGGCUGAAGUGUGAAGCGAGGGAUUGCCAGUCUUUCCAUCCAGGCCCUUGGCAACUGGCACUUCACAACUCUUCCACCGAGGACACAGCCAGCAACUCCAUGGACAGGUGGUACCUGGGUGGUAACCCCAAGGGGGAUGUAGACCCGUUCUACUAUGACUAUGAAACCGUCCGCAAUGGGGGCCUGAUCUUCGCCGGCUUGGCCUUCGUCGUGGGGCUCAUCAUCAUCCUCAGCAAAAAACUUCGCUGUGGGGGCAAGAAGAAGCAUCGGUCAGUCAGUGAAGAUGAGCUAUAAUGACAGAGUCAGCUGUGCUCACUACUGCCCUGGGCCGGCUGAGGAGCCUUCCCUGAACUGCAGACCUUUGUCCCCAGCACUGCCAGGCCCUCGGGCUGAAGGAAGCAUCAGGUUUCACGUGACCCCUGGGUGGGCAUCACUGCCUUCCACCCCAUACCACCUCUGUCUGAUAAUAAAGCUGGCCUGCGAGAUGGCUCCUUCCAUGGCCUGCCUCCCUCGCUGCCUCUCUCCUAUAA
This is a messenger RNA of Rhinolophus ferrumequinum (greater horseshoe bat), 618 nucleotides long. It is a transcript of the gene FXYD2, whose product is annotated as FXYD domain containing ion transport regulator 2. Gene Ontology annotation, biological process: regulation of sodium ion transmembrane transporter activity; monoatomic ion transport. Gene Ontology annotation, molecular function: sodium channel regulator activity. The coding region runs from base 188 to 382 and encodes 64 amino acids. Lineage: Eukaryota; Metazoa; Chordata; Mammalia; Chiroptera; Rhinolophidae. The transcript has 6 exons. The record is from RefSeq and is a predicted model, not a curated record. Gene Ontology annotation, cellular component: membrane.